Messenger RNA from Daphnia pulex (common water flea), 914 nucleotides. Its product is annotated as glycine-rich RNA-binding protein 3, mitochondrial-like. The transcript has 3 exons. Bases 96 to 761 code for a protein of 221 amino acids. NCBI's taxonomy places the organism in Eukaryota, Metazoa, Arthropoda, Branchiopoda, Diplostraca, Daphniidae. The record is from RefSeq and is a predicted model, not a curated record.
GGCUUAUCAUUUAAGCACAGUCAGUGUUCGCUUUUCACAGCAACUAUAGUUUGUACAAAAGUAAACUUAUUUUAGUACACUCUAAGAUUAUCGAUAUGAAUUCCAUUACCUAUUUUCUGAUGUUUUUGCUGGUCCUAGUCUCUGACAUUGAAGCAACUAAAGGAAAAGGUGGUGGUGGCUAUGGAGGUGGUGGCUUUGGAGGUAUGAGCUAUGGAGGAGGAGGAGGAGGUUUCGGAGCUGCUCCUCAGCAAGUAAUUUACGUACCUGCUCCUCAACCAGUGUUCUAUCACGUCCCAGCACCAAGACCAGUUUCUAUUCCGGCUCCUUCUUAUGGAGGUAGUCAAGGGGGAUAUGGCGGAAGUCAAGGGGGAUAUGGCGGAAGUCAAGGAGGAUAUGGCGGAAGUCAAGGGGGAUACGGCGGAAGUCAAGGGGGAUACGGCGGAAGUCAAGGAGGUCACGGUGGGGGCCAAGGUGGAUACGCUCCUCCCGUUAGCAGCGGAUAUGGCGGUUCUUCAGCCGGCGCACCAGUUCACGUGCACGUUCAUUCAGCACCGACCACAGUUUCAUCGUCUUAUCAAUCAGCCCCGAUCGCCCCAUCUUACCAGCCAAUUCCAGUAGCUUCUUACGGAGGAGGACAUGGGGGCGGCCAAUCCGGUGGAUACCAAGGAUCAGCAGGUUAUGGUUCUGCUCCAAUUUCAUCUUACCAUCAGGCGCCAUCUGUGGACUCAUACGGCCCUCCUCCUCAAUCAGGAGGUUACUAAGAGAUUCUUCUCUGCAUACUAGUUGAUAAGAUCCUCAUCUAUAGGAAUAUUUCAAAGAGAGACAAAUAUAUAGCAAUAUUAUGAUCAUCCACAUCUCCUCUCACUUCAUGUAAAACUGAAAGAUUAAAUAUACUGCAUGUUUAAAAUCUCAAA